AUGUGUUGUGUCGUCGCCAAUUGCACCGGGAACUACCGAUGCAUUCAUCGGUCGCGUCCUGCCCUGAAAUAUUUCAGACUUAAAUACCUGCCGUUCCCUUCAUAUGUAGCCGUGACGUCCCUAGCAUUGCACACUGCACUGGAUCUACUGGAGUCCAAGAGGGAGACGCAGCCAGCCUGCUCUUUGUGGAUUAUACUUUACUUAUUGUUGCUCUCCCUGUCAUCGUCACUACUCUCUUGCUCGAAUCUAUUCCGUCUACUUAUUACCGGUCAUCCUACAGAUGGUUCUGUCCAACGGGAGCUCACUAUACUUCUUGCUCAUCGUGCACCAAGACGUUUCAAUGCGGAGCCCGAAGUAGGAGCAUGGGCUGCUGAACAAGGUGCUCGAUCCAAGUAUGGCUUGGCUCAUUCGGAUGGUGCGACUUCCAAGCGCGCUGAAGGUUUGAAUCUCCUUGUCAACAUCGACCGAGAUACAUCAUAUUUUGGUUCGGUGGCGAUUGAUACUCCACCGGCUUUAUACAAUAUUAUUCUUGAUACAACCUUACGACCAUUCGUUACAUACGGAUCGGGCGCUGCGGGGGGGCAUCUUGUUCAGGACAGCGUUCAAAUGGCUGGUUUCUCGAACCCUAAGCAGGUUUUUGCUUCAUGCAACCAAAUGACGAAAGACUUGCUAUUUAGUCCGAUAUCAGGACUGAUGGGUCUUGCGUGGAAGUCACUUGCUGCGUCGGGAAGCACACCAUUUUGGCAGGCGCUAGUGGCUGCGAUAAAGGUGCAAAGAAAUUCAGUCCUGAACGAAACUGUGUCGGCGGCUAUCGACACUGCAUGCAGUAUGCCCGUCAAUGUGACAUUUGCGUUUGGAGGUGGGAAGGAUUGGUCGAUGGCUCCCGCCGAUUUCCAACUGCAGCAAAUUUUGAACUCGGACUGUCUCGGCGCCUUUUUUGAGAUCGAUCCAACUGGAUCGUCACCCCCUUGGAUCAUCAGCAAUACGUAUAAGAACGUCAUGUCUGUGUUCAAGUCUCCUUCGGUAGGCUUUGCGCAGCUCUCCUCGGCAGCCCGUGAACUCGGUAGCAAUACGGUGCCCACACCCACGAUUGGAACGUCUACUGUAUCGCCCAGCGAUACUGCUGGUGCUGCGGCUGCCCUCUUGGGGGGAAGCAGGUCCAAGUAUUGGCCUACACUGGCUGCCGUUAGGGCUAUCAUCCCCGCCUAUUAUAUGCGGUAUGAAGAGAUAUGGCCUUGGGGUGUAGACAGAUGUACCUGCAAUGCAGUGGACAUUGCCGUUUUCCUGCGAUCGCGGGUUAUGCAGGAGUGUUACAGGGAGCAUGGAAUAAGAACCAAAGUGUGCCCAUAA
Messenger RNA from Cantharellus anzutake, 1350 nucleotides. Its product is annotated as aspartic peptidase domain-containing protein. The record is from RefSeq and is a predicted model, not a curated record. Gene Ontology annotation, biological process: proteolysis. The transcript is spliced from 8 exons. Lineage: Eukaryota; Fungi; Basidiomycota; Agaricomycetes; Cantharellales; Hydnaceae. Bases 1 to 1350 code for a protein of 449 amino acids. Gene Ontology annotation, molecular function: aspartic-type endopeptidase activity.